Mauremys reevesii (Reeves's turtle) is the source of this 3998-nucleotide messenger RNA. RefSeq names its product solute carrier family 25 member 37 (gene SLC25A37). Gene Ontology annotation, biological process: iron import into the mitochondrion. Gene Ontology annotation, molecular function: ferrous iron transmembrane transporter activity. Lineage: Eukaryota; Metazoa; Chordata; Testudines; Geoemydidae. The record is from RefSeq and is a predicted model, not a curated record. The transcript is spliced from 5 exons. Gene Ontology annotation, cellular component: mitochondrial membrane. Bases 343 to 1143 code for a protein of 266 amino acids.
GGCCGAGAGCCCCGGCGAGGACUACGAGAGCCUGCCCAGCGGCGCCUCCCUCUCCACCCACAUGACGGCCGGGGCGGUGGCCGGCAUCCUGGAGCACACGGUCAUGUACCCCGUGGACUCGGUCAAGAUUAUAAGGAAACUCCUGCACAGAGAAGCUUACUGUAUGUACAGCACCUAGCACAGUGGGUUCCUGAAUUUGAUUGGGGACUUCAGCUGUUACUGUAAAUCAAAUAAACUGAGAGUGAAUUAACGUGCCAGUCCUCUUUGCUCCAAAACAGUGAAGGACACUUUGUGGGGUGAAGAAACUCAACUCCUUUCAAAUUAAAGACUUCUCAGACCCGAAUGCAGAGUUUGCAGCCAGAUCCCAAAGCCCAGUACAAGAGUGUGUAUGGGGCCCUGAAGAAGAUUAUUCACACUGAAGGCUUCUGGAGGCCUUUACGAGGAAUUAACGUCACCAUGCUGGGGGCUGGCCCUGCCCAUGCAAUGUAUUUUGCCUGCUAUGAAAAAAUGAAAAGGACUUUAAGUGACAUUAUUCACCAUGGAGGAAAUAGCCACCUGGCCAAUGGGAUAGCUGGGAGCAUGGCCACAUUGCUCCAUGAUGCAGUAAUGAAUCCGGCUGAAGUGGUGAAGCAGCGGAUGCAGAUGUACAACUCCCCCUACAAAACAGUCUUGGAGUGCAUACGGACAGUGCACAGGACUGAAGGACUGGGUGCCUUCUACCGGAGUUAUACCACACAGCUCACCAUGAACGUCCCCUUCCAAGCCAUUCACUUCAUCACAUAUGAGUUCAUGCAGGAGCAAAUCAACCCACGCCGGGAAUACAACCCCCGCUCACACAUCCUCUCUGGUGCCAUCGCGGGAGCCGUGGCUGCCGCUGCCACCACACCCCUUGAUGUCUGCAAGACGUUGCUCAACACUCAGGAAAACAUGGCCUUGAGUUCGGUGAACAUCAGUGGGCACCUCUCAGGAAUGGCCAAUGCUUUCAGGACAGUUUAUCAGCUGGGUGGUAUCCCUGGGUAUUUCCGAGGGGUGCAGGCUCGUGUCAUUUACCAGAUGCCUUCAACUGCCAUCGCGUGGUCAGUGUAUGAAUUCUUUAAGUACUUCCUCACGAAGCACAAGCUGGAAAAAAGAGCUCCUUAUUGAAAGACUUGACUAGAGCGAGCCUAAGGUUCAGAUGACAUUUGUACAAACUCUGAGGGAUUCGCUCGUGUUGUGAAACAUGCAAGAUUUCUUGUGGAUUCACAAUUGAAUUUCACUUUUCUGUCAUUGGGGACGAGGGGAAUUAAGUGGUCACUGGAGAAAUUUGGCACCCUCUUUGCUAGAAUCUGAAGACUUUUUAAAAUAUAUUUAUAGCUUUAGAGAAGUGAAAUUACUGAUUUCCCCCUCCCCCCCCCCCAUAAGCUCUAAGAUGUGGUGUUACCACUUCACCAGAAAACUUAGACUGCACCGGGGGGGGGAAAUGGUAUUGUGAGAUAUUUUAUAGCAAAGAAAUUAAAUAUCCUGUCACUGAACAAACUUUUAUAUAUGACAUAAUAUAAAAUAGAUGGAUAAUGUUUAUCCUUUAUUUUUCUAUGUAGGAAUUUUGUUUUAAUACUAUUACAGCUGGAAGUUGAGCUGUUUUUAAAAAAAAAAAAAAAACUGAAUUCUUCCCUCAUGACAAGUAAGAACCAAAGCAUUUAUUUUUGUUUAGCCAGAAUGGCUUUAAUCAUAGCAUUUAACACAAAACAGUGGCCAGGAUUUUUUAUUUGUACAUAGGUAAGCUGCCUCCAGUUUUAUGGCAUCCACUUGACACCUUAAAGGGGCCCGACUUUUAGAAAGUGCUGAGCACAUGCUUUCUGAAAAUGGUCUGUUUAAGGGGUCUCAAGUUGGGCAGCGAAAAUCGCUGGUUGCUCUUGAAAAACCCUAGUUUAAUUGUUACUCCCAUAGCUGACUUACGAUUGUACUUGAAAGAUGAGCAUUUUUGGCAAACUUAUUUUAAAGGUACAUUUUUGUGGUGUUUUAAUAGAGAAUAGGUUUCAUUGCUCUUAUUUAUUCAUAAUCUUAUUUUCCACUAACGCCUCGCUCCUGCUUACACAUGAGUAACUGUGCAGGACUCGUGCUCGCUUACAUGCAAAAUGUUACUCUUGUGCAUAAAAGUGUGCAGGAGCAGAGUAUCGGUUUACAGUUCUGUAAGACAACUCAUCUUGAAUUGUAAGAGUUGCAUACUGACCACAAGGAAACUAUCAAUCACAGUGCAAAAUAAGCCCUUGGAAAGUGAAACCUUAAACAGGAGAACAGCGGAAUCAAAACGUUUUUGUAAAGCAAAGCCAACAAACGGCAGCUGUUUGUUGUCCGUUUGGUAUGUAUAAAUGAAGUGUCCUAAAACCUAAAGCUGAGUGGAUUUUAGUCCUUUGGGGACUUUGUUUGCUGCUGUGAAAUCCCAUGCUUUAUUUUGUGCUUCUGUAGAAAAGAACUCUGUGCAUUCAAAAAAGCACAUCUGACCUUCAGGGUUUUUUUUUGUUUCUGUUUUGCAAGCUAGGUUUAUGGAUGGCUCCACUUAGCCUCUAUACCUCAUCUUCUUACAAUGUGAUGUUGAAUCCAAUGUUUACCAAGUAUAACUCCUGCGCUUGAGGCUAGGAAAACCUUUGACUGCUCUCCCCAAUUUAAACCGACCACUGUCGCAAAUAUAGGGUCUGAAUUUUAAAUGUCUAAUAUUUGGUCCAAGUUAUCUAAUUUAGGUGCAGUAAUAUUGUAGAAGAUAAAAAGCUUUUGUUGGUCUAAAGAGCAAAAACUGAACUUGUUGCUGAACUAUAGAUGCUGAAUUUAUUAACUAAUAGCCAGUUGGCUACCCUAGUUGGGACUAGGUGGCUAACAUUACAAUCAAUGAAAAACCUAGCAGGAUUUUUCUGGUUUUAGAAAUGUAACUGAAUAGUAACCCCACCCCCACCCCCACCCCCUUUGAAGGGCAAUCAGUGUGAAAAGGUUGAUUCUACCUGAACUGUCCACCUACUAGUGAAACAACAAACAUUUAAACAUUCCUAAAACUGAUACUGCAGCAGACACUAUUUCUCUAUUUGCUUGGUUUUUGCAUUUGACAACUUUGUAUAAGAUCAUUUUUGCUGUUUCUCCUUUUUUUUUUUUUUUUUUUUGGUAUGGGUUUUUCACAUAGCAAUGUGGAAGAACCCUUUUUAAAGGAAAAGUAUGAUCCAAAAGUUGGCUGAGGGCCUGGGAGAACAUACAGGACCUGAAGCUACUUUUUCAAGUUGACUAGAUUUGAAGUUGGCAUUCUUCUUAACCCCAAAUUAAGUCUUGAUUGUGCACCUUGUACCAACGACUUACAUUUUUCUGCUCACCUGAAUGAGGUGAAAAAGCUUUACCUUGUCUAACAUUUGCAUUUAAUUUUUUAAUAUGGAGUUUUUCAUUUCAAGUACAGCUUAGUCUGUAUCUAUCUAAUAAUGAAAAGUCACCAUCAAAUUGGGGAAUUUCAUCAAGGCUUGAGUAUCAGAGGGGUAGCCGUGUUAGUCUGGAUCUGUAAAAGCAACAAAGAAUCCUGUGGCACCUUAUAGACUAACAGACGUUUUGCAGCAUGAGCUUUCGUGGGUGAAUACCCACUUCUUCGGAUGCAGUUUGUCUCACUCAAGGCUUGAGUGAGACAAACUGGCAGUCAGGUCCUUCUCUGUAUGGUGGCUUUCAUGUGAUCUUACUCUUGCAUUACACUAAGUUUGGUUGACCAAUAUUUAUUUGGAGAAGGUAAAUCACUACAGGAAAUACUUCUCUAGUGAAUGUACAUGCAACUUGUGUAAAUUUUUCUUUACAAAUGAUAAGGAAUUGUUAAACAUUCUUUUCAUGUCUAUUUGCUAUCCAUUGCAUUCAAUUAACUUUCCCCCUUUUUUUUAACAAGCUUAGUUUUUAUUUAGCUUUCAAAGUGCAGAAUUUGUAACCUCAGCCUACUGUAAGCAUGGUAUUGACACUAGAAAGCAUUCAUGCUCAUCUUUGUACCAUGAGCUUGGUGUGAAAGC